Molecule: messenger RNA, 468 nt
Organism: Penaeus indicus
Lineage: Eukaryota; Metazoa; Arthropoda; Malacostraca; Decapoda; Penaeidae
Product: craniofacial development protein 2-like
Exons: 1
Coding region: 1-468 (155 amino acids)
Biological process (GO): chromatin remodeling
Cellular component (GO): nucleus
Molecular function (GO): catalytic activity
Source: RefSeq, a predicted model, not a curated record
AUGGAAAGAAGAAAAGUGGAUGUGCUCUGUGUCCAAGAGACCCGGUGGAAAGGAGAGAAGGCCAGGGUGAUUGGAGGAAGCUGCAAGAUGUGGUAUAGAGGGGAUGAUGGACAGAGAAAUGGGGUAGUAGUCGUGGUCAGAGGAGACCUGGUGGACAAUGUGGUAGAGGUGGAGAGGAUAUCAGACAGAUUGAUGACGAUGAAGCUGGAGGUGAACGGAAUCCUUAUCAACAUCGUGUGUGCAUACGCGCCACAGGUGGGAUGUGACGAAGAGGAGAAGGAGGCUUUCUGGGCAGACAUGGAUGAAACAGUAGAGAAAAUACCAAGAUGCGAAAGGUUGGUGAUUGGAGCUGAUCUGAAUGCCCAUGUGGGCGAAGGUAACACAAAUGACGAAGAGGUAAUGGGAAAGCAUGGGUUCGGAAGAAGAAACGCAGAAGGCCAGAUGGUUGUGGACUUUGCCAAAAGGUGA